UAAUCUAUUCGAAUGCAGUAUCAGCUAUUGGGCCCUGGCUCCGCUAUUGGGCAACGUGACGUAGCGUUAAUGCGCAGAAAAAACCAAUCAGCAAUUUCAGCAUUUCAAAAGCCGAUGUCGUGUGUCUUUCCGAAUCACCAGGCUAAUUUGUGUAAAUUGACAUCUAAUCAUUGAUAGUAGCAUUGUUCCCUGACCGAGCUAUUAGGGAACAAUAAGCAACAAGUGGUCGAGAAAACAUAAUUACCAACGAAACGUUGAAGACUAGUUGAAAUGUCAAAAGAAGUGAAACGUGUAUUUCUCACAGGUGCAUCUGGAUUACUUGGUCGAUCAGUUUACCAAAAAUUUUCAGAACAGAACUGGACGGUAUUUGGUACAGCGUUUUCAAGAGUUCAGCCGCAUUUGCACAAAAUUGACCUAAGAGACGAGAAUGCUGUUCAAACAGUGUUAUCAGAAUUCAAACCAAAUGUGGUGAUUCAUACUGCUGCCCAAAGAUACCCUGACAAGGUUGAUGCUGAUCCUGAAGCUGCAGUGGAUAUCAAUGUUCGUGCAACAGAGAGUUUAGCUGCACUUUGCGCCAAAGAAAGAGUGCCUCUUAUUUACAUCAGCACAGAUUAUGUAUUUGAUGGUAAAAAUCCUCCCUAUUUAGAAGAAAGUGUCCCCAGCCCUCUAAAUCUUUAUGGGAAAACAAAACUGCAGGGAGAGGAAGCUUGCAUGGCAGCUUCAUCAGGGAACAUUGUUUUACGUAUCCCAGUCCUUUAUGGCCCUGUAAUGCAUCUGGCAGAGAGUGCAGUAACAGUUCUUCUAGAAGCACUGCUAAAUACUUCUAAAGAAAGGCAGGUGUCGGAUUACGAGCGUCGCCGACCAUCUCAUGUAGAUGAUAUUGCUGAAAUCUGCCUGGGACUCGCUGAUAGGAAACUGAAGGGUGAACCAAUUCAUGGAAUAUAUCACUGGUGUGGCAAAGAGAUAUUUACAAAGUAUAAAAUGCUGCAAGAAAUGGCAGAUAUUUUCCAUUUGUCCAGUUCACACAUUUCCCCUGCUCCUGCACCUCUUCUCAGCUCCUCUGCCACUCGACCUUAUGACACAACGCUAAACACUAGUAGACUUAUGGAACUCAAUAUUCAGUGUCACACGCCUUUUAGGCAGGGCAUAAAAGCAGCUCUUGAACCAUGGAUAAGACAAAACCAAAGUUAAGUGAAAUUAGAAUUGUACAUAUAAAAUUUUAGUUACAUAUAGUUUGUCUGAGCAUUAAAAAGGUAAACAAAAGAAAAUACUCAAUAUAUCGUGUGUGUGUGUGUGUGUGUGUGUGUGUGUGUGUGUGUGAGAGAGAGAGAGAGAGAGAGAG
Schistocerca cancellata (South American locust) is the source of this 1342-nucleotide messenger RNA. Its product is annotated as methionine adenosyltransferase 2 subunit beta-like. The coding region runs from base 271 to 1191 and encodes 306 amino acids. The record is from RefSeq and is a predicted model, not a curated record. Gene Ontology annotation, cellular component: methionine adenosyltransferase complex. The transcript is spliced from 5 exons. Gene Ontology annotation, molecular function: methionine adenosyltransferase regulator activity. Gene Ontology annotation, biological process: S-adenosylmethionine biosynthetic process. Lineage: Eukaryota; Metazoa; Arthropoda; Insecta; Orthoptera; Acrididae.